Camelina sativa (false flax) is the source of this 3581-nucleotide messenger RNA. NCBI's taxonomy places the organism in Eukaryota, Viridiplantae, Streptophyta, Magnoliopsida, Brassicales, Brassicaceae. The record is from RefSeq and is a predicted model, not a curated record.
UUUUAAUUUCUUUCUUCUCUUUGGGAAGAAAAUAAAAAAUAAAAAAUAACUGUUUCUGUUGUAAAACAAAGCAAAAGCUCGCUCCUAAAGGAUCUGACCGACCCGUGAAAGGAAACCUAGGGUUUCGAUUUUUUUUUUACCGGAAUUUUUCUCGGAAAGCGGGAAGUUCACAUCAGAGAUGUUGAUCAGGAGAUUUGCUUUUCUCUGAAUCUUUAGGCUGGAUCGGUCUUAGUUAGGUUUUUUUUGUAGAAGCUGUAAGGUUUGAUAAUAAUGGAUGAUGAUUCGUCUAUGGUGGCUGACAACGAUCAAGAUCGAGAGUUUCAAAGCCUUGAUGGAAGCCAAUCUCCUUCCCCUAUGGAGAGAGAGACGAACGACCAAUCACCACCUCCCCAAGGCGGAUCGGUGCCAGCGCUUCCUCCGUCUUCGGAUCCUAAUCCGACUAGUUCUCAACAGCAAACUGAUCCGGUUGUGGGACAAGAGCAGCACCAGGCGCAAGUGGUUGGUCCUAGGUGUGCACCUACGUAUUCGGUGGUUGAUGCUUUGAUGGAUAAAAAAGAGGAUGGCCCUGGUCCUAGGUGUGGUCACACGUUGACCGCUGUCCCUGCUGUUGGUGAUGAAGGCACGCCUGGUUAUAUUGGUCCUCGUCUUGUUUUGUUUGGUGGUGCGACGGCUCUUGAGGGUAAUUCUGGUGGUGGUGGCACCGGCACUCCUACUUCUGCUGGAAGUGCUGGCAUUCGGCUAGCGGGUGCAACUGCCGAUGUUCAUUGUUAUGAUGUACUUUCUAAUAAGUGGACUAGGCUUACACCCUUCGGAGAACCACCAACCCCGAGGGCCGCACAUGUUGCAACUGCAGUCGGGACCAUGGUAGUUAUUCAGGGUGGAAUUGGCCCUGCUGGUUUAUCGGCUGAAGACCUUCAUGUUCUUGAUCUCACUCAACAACGGCCUCGAUGGCACAGGGUUGUUGUUCAGGGUCCUGGACCAGGACCGCGUUAUGGACAUGUCAUGGCACUUGUGGGACAAAGGUAUCUCAUGGCAAUUGGUGGAAAUGAUGGAAAACGCCCACUUGCUGAUGUAUGGGCCUUGGAUACUGCUGCCAAGCCUUAUGAAUGGCGUAAGCUGGAACCAGAAGGGGAAGGUCCACCUCCCUGCAUGUAUGCAACUGCAAGCGCGCGUUCCGAUGGUCUUCUUCUCCUCUGUGGCGGAAGGGAUGCAAACAGUGUGCCUCUGGCCAGUGCAUAUGGACUUGCGAAGCACAGAGAUGGACGUUGGGAAUGGGCCAUAGCCCCUGGUGUCUCACCGUCUUCUAGAUAUCAGCAUGCUGCAGUCUUUGUAAAUGCAAGACUUCAUGUGUCCGGUGGGGCACUUGGAGGUGGACGCAUGGUUGAAGACUCAUCCAGUGUUGCAGUAUUGGAUACUGCAGCAGGUGUUUGGUGUGAUACGAAAUCAGUUGUUACUACUCCAAGAACUGGCAGGUACAGUGCUGAUGCAGCUGGUGGGGAUGCGUCUGUUGAGCUGACUAGGCGUUGUAGGCAUGCUGCUGCUGCAGUUGGUGAUUUGAUAUUUAUCUACGGUGGUUUACGUGGAGGGGUGUUACUCGAUGACUUAUUGGUUGCUGAAGAUCUUGCUGCUGCGGAAACAACCUAUGCUGCUUCUCAUGCUGCUGCAGCUGCGGCAACAAAUUCGCCACCAGGUCGAUUACCUGGAAGGUAUGGUUUUUCAGAUGAAAGGAACAGGGAGUUAUCUGAGUCAGCCGCCGAUGGCGCUGUUGUGCUGGGAAGUCCUGUUGCACCCCCUGUAAAUGGUGAUAUGCAUACGGAUAUAAGCUCUGAAAAUGCGUUACUUCCAGGAACUCGGUGGUGGUUGCUGCAGAAACUGGUGGGGCCUUGGGUGGAAUGGUGAGACAGUUAUCCAUUGAUCAAUUUGAAAAUGAGGGACGGCGUGUCAGUUAUGGGACACCGGAAAGUGCAACAGCAGCAAGGAAACUAUUAGAUCGACAAAUGUCAAUCAAUAGUGUUCCAAAGAAGGUUAUAGCUCAUCUUCUGAAGCCUCGUGGGUGGAAGCCUCCUGUUCGACGCCAGUUCUUCCUAGAUUGCAAUGAAAUAGCUGAUCUCUGUGAUAGUGCAGAACGUAUCUUCGCAAGUGAACCAACUGUUUUACAGCUUAAAGCACCUAUCAAAAUAUUCGGUGAUCUGCAUGGACAGUUUGGGGAUCUUAUGCGCCUUUUUGAUGAAUAUGGUUCACCAUCUACCGCUGGAGACAUAUCAUACAUUGAUUACCUCUUCCUAGGGGACUAUGUUGAUCGGGGUCAACACAGUUUAGAAACAAUCUCCCUUCUGCUUGCUUUAAAGGUUGAGUACCAGCAUAACGUACACUUAAUACGGGGAAACCAUGAAGCUGCGGAUAUUAAUGCACUUUUUGGCUUCCGAAUAGAGUGUAUUGAGCGAAUGGGUGAACGUGAUGGAAUCUGGGUGUGGCACAGAAUAAAUCGUUUAUUCAAUUGGCUACCUCUGGCUGCAUCUAUCGAAAAGAAAAUUAUCUGUAUGCAUGGGGGUAUUGGUCGUUCAAUAAAUCAUGUGGAACAGAUAGAAAAUAUUCAACGUCCAAUUACAAUGGAAGCUGGCUCCAUUGUGCUCAUGGAUUUAUUAUGGUCGGAUCCGACUGAAAAUGACAGUGUCGAAGGUUUAAGGCCGAAUGCUAGAGGCCCUGGAUUGGUGACUUUUGGGCCUGACCGUGUCAUGGAGUUCUGCAACAACAAUGAUCUUCAGUUGAUUGUACGUGCACAUGAAUGCGUGAUGGAUGGAUUUGAGCGUUUUGCUCAGGGGCAUUUGAUAACACUCUUUUCCGCUACAAACUAUUGUGGUACUGCGAAUAAUGCUGGGGCAAUCUUGGUAUUAGGGAGAGAUCUUGUAGUGGUUCCUAAGCUCAUUCAUCCUUUACCUCCAGCACUUUCAUCGCCUGAAACUUCACCAGAAAGACAUAUAGAAGACACAUGGAUGCAGGAGCUGAACGCAAAUAGGCCAGCUACGCCAACCAGAGGACGACCACAAAAUGCAAAUGACCGAGGAGGUUCUCUGGCUUGGAUGUGAGGCAGACAAAGAGGCACUCGUGCAUAUACAUCCCACUCCCGAAACACUUGUAACAUCUGCCUCCUGGUGUUCCUCAUGUGUACAGAAAAAAAGAUGAGCGAUAGACGAGAAACGAUGAGGUUUGGAGAUAUCAGGGGGUGUGUAAAUUGAGAUGUUGAAAGGUUAGAGAAGUCAGUUUUGGUGGUGGUUAGUAGUGAAUUGUAGAUUUAAUUUGUUCGGGCUUUAGUGUCCUCUCUUUCAUUUCCAUUGUCUGCUGCUUUUUCUAUAAUAUCUUUCUUCAAAUCAUCUUCUCGUUUUCGUUUGUGGUAUAGUUUCUUGGCGAGUGGAUAUGAGUUCUUAGAAUGGUAAUGGUUUAUUAGUUGGAGGAUGGUCUAUCGUCUCUUUUAAUUCUGUAUCAUAGAGACAUUGGGGGCUUUUGUGUAUUUAAAUUAUUUUAUCAGAUCAUACGUUGUAACAUUUGUGUUGAUAUCAUGAUACGAAAUUUUUUCCUGGCUU